AGGUGGUUGACAGAUCAACAUGCAAGACCCCAACAGACCUGGCCAGUAUCUCCCAGGGCAGUACCCGCCGCAGCAGCAGUACCCUCCCCAGCAGUACCCUCCGCAGCAAUACCCUCCGCAACAGUACCCUCCGCAGCAGUACCCUCCGCAGCAGUACCCUCCACAACAGUACGCUCCACAACAGCAGCCGUACUAUGCGCAGCCGCCGCCGAUUCAAUACGCUCAAGCGCCGCCGGUGAUGAUGCAGCCUCCAACAGUGAUCAUGCAACAGCCGGGGUUCAUCCAGCAACCGAUGUAUGUGCAGCAGCCUGGUGUGAUUUAUGGCGGCCCUGGAUACGUUGGUGGAGGUAUGAUGGGAGGUGGCAUGUACGGAGGUGGCAUGUACAGGGGAGGGUACAAGAACAAGGGGUUUGGUUUUGGCUUUUUCAAAUAGACAUGACUUGGAAGUAACAUAAAUAAAUGAGUUUUGAAUACUGUACAUGUAAGAAAAUGAA
Messenger RNA from Aphanomyces astaci, 494 nucleotides. RefSeq lists its product as hypothetical. NCBI's taxonomy places the organism in Eukaryota, Oomycota, Saprolegniomycetes, Saprolegniales, Verrucalvaceae. The transcript has a single exon. The record is from RefSeq and is a predicted model, not a curated record. The coding region runs from base 20 to 433 and encodes 137 amino acids.